Messenger RNA from Monopterus albus (swamp eel), 8553 nucleotides. It is a transcript of the gene rapgef2b, whose product is annotated as Rap guanine nucleotide exchange factor 2b. The coding region runs from base 582 to 5531 and encodes 1649 amino acids. NCBI's taxonomy places the organism in Eukaryota, Metazoa, Chordata, Actinopteri, Synbranchiformes, Synbranchidae. The record is from RefSeq and is a predicted model, not a curated record. Gene Ontology annotation, biological process: small GTPase-mediated signal transduction. The transcript is spliced from 31 exons. Gene Ontology annotation, molecular function: guanyl-nucleotide exchange factor activity; protein binding.
CACACAACAGAGCACAGUGGCGGAUCUUUUUCACUUUUAGACCCAUUAUAAAAAAAAUAUAAUGAUUUUUCUCAGUGAAUAUCCCCCGGUCUAUCUAUCAUAAUGGACGCCAGGCUGUUGUUGACGGGAUAACUGUUAGUCUUUAGUUUACUUUUUUGUUUGCUGGAUCCUACAUGGAAUUUCUUUUCGUCGCUAGCUGAAGACACAAGGAAUUGCUUUGAUGAACACUGGUUGGAAUAAAGGCACGUUUUUCACAUUAACAGAAUCGUUAUAAGAGACUGUUUCAGCCGAGAUUCUGAAAGAAGUUUCCUCUCGGAGGGACUGCUGUUGACAGCCGGUUUCGACUUGGGUAAGAGAGAGACGGACAUCCCGAGGAGACCGCUCGGGUGUCUGGCUCCAGUCGUGGCCUGGCCCCGGGCACUCCCAGCUCAUCUGCUAGCGGCGGAGCAUAGGCGACGAGAACAAAACCAGACAGCAGAGGAACUUGUGUUGAAUCAGUAAUACCCGGGCCCCUGGAUACUUAUAACCACAUUUUCUAGGACAAGGAAUUCCGUAUCCUCCAGACGGCGUCUUCCAAAACAAUGGCGUCCUAUGUGGACAACAGCUUUCGCCAGGCUGUGAUGAUGAAUCCAGCUGAAAGGACGCAACAGGAUCUGGAGAUUGUCUACUCUUAUCUACAUGGGAUGGAGGCCUUGUCCAACCUGCGAGAGCACCAGCUGAGGAUAAUGUGUGAGACGGUGCGUUAUGAGAGACACGAGGCCAACGAAGUGCUGUACUACCCUGACGACAUUGGAAGUUGCUGGUACAUCCUGUUGUCUGGCUCCGUCUUCAUUAAGGAGUCCAUGUUCUUGCCCAGAAGCAGUUUUGGGAAGCGUUCAGCUGGCAGCCUGCGACGCGGAUGUGAAUGCAUUGUCCUGGAACCAUCGGAGAUGAUUGUGGUGGACUAUAUGGAUGAAAAUGAGGAGUAUUUCCAGCGACAAGCCUCGCAUAGACAGUCCCGUCGCCGCUUUCGGAAGAUCAACCAGAAAGGGGAGAGACAGACGAUCAUUGAUACUGUGGAUCCCUACCCCACCGGAAAGCCGCCCGUAGCCCGGGGAUACCACACGGAAUGCAAUAAACCUCAGCUCCCCGCAGACUUCAGCAGACUUCACCUGGCCGACGGCUUGCACCCACAGGUGACCCACGUCUCCUCCAGCCACUCAGGAUGUAGUAUCACCAGCGACUCUGGAAGCAGCAGCCUGUCAGACAUUUACCAGGCCACAGAGAACGAACCAGGGGACAUGGACCUGAGUGGCCUGCCAGAGACUGCUGUUGAUUCUGAGGAAGAUGACGACGAGGAGGACAUCGAGCGAGCAUCGGACCCCCUCAUGAGCCGGGACAUCGUGCGGGACUGUCUGGAGAAGGACCCCAUGGACAGAACCGAUGAUGACAUAGAGCAAUUACUGGAGUUCAUGCAUCAACUGCCAGCAUUUGCCAACAUGACCAUGUCAGUAAGGAGGGAGCUCUGCGCCGUCAUGGUUUUUGCUGUGGUUGAACGUGCUGGUACCAUUGUUCUCAAUGAUGGGGAGGAGCUGGACUCAUGGUCAGUGAUUUUGAAUGGGUCUGUGGAGGUGACGUAUCCUGACGGCCAGACAGAGAUCCUGUGUAUGGGGAACAGCUUUGGGGUAUCGCCAACCAUGGAGAAGGAAUACAUGAAGGGUGUCAUGAAGACCAAGGUGGACGACUGUCAGUUUGUGUGUAUAGCCCAGCAGGACUACUGCUGCAUCCUCAACCAGGUAGAGAAGAACAUGCAGAAGGUUGAGGAAGAGGGAGAGAUCGUCAUGGUGAAGGAGCACCGGGAACUGGACCGCACCGGCACCAGGAAGGGACACAUUGUCAUCAAGGGCACACCAGAGCGUCUCACCAUGCACCUCGUGGAGGAGCACUCAGUAGUGGACCCCACCUACAUCGAGGACUUCCUGUUGACAUACAGGACCUUCCUCUCCAGCCCCAUGGUCGUGGGCAAGAAGCUCCUGGAGUGGUUCCACGACCCCAGUCUCAGGGACAAGGUUACACGGGUAGUCUUGCUGUGGGUAAACAAUCACUUCAAUGACUUUGAGGGUGACCCUGCCAUGACUCACUUUCUGGAAGAGUUUGAAAACAAUCUGGAGAAAGAAAAAAUGUGUGGGCACCUCAGACUGUUAAAUAUAGCAUGUGCUGCUAAAGCCAAGCCGCGGCUAGUGACACUGACCAAGCCGUCCAGGGACUCUCCGCUGGCGUUCAGCCUUCUUGGAGGUCAGGAGAAAGGUUUUCGCAUUUUCAUUGAUGCUGUGGAGCCUGGGAGCAAGGCAGCAGAAGCUGGCCUUAAGCGUGGAGAUCAGAUCUUGGAGGUCAAUGGGCAAAACUUUGAGAAUGUCCAGCUCAGCAAAGCCAAUGAGAUUCUAAAGAACAACACCCACUUGUCCAUAACUGUGAAAACAAACCUUUUAGUGUUCAAAGAGCUGCUAACCAGGCCAGAACAGGACCAUGACUUGGAUGGUGAGGACGAACACGACAGGAAGAACGGGGCGCCCCACCUUCCAAAGAUUGGAGACAUCAAGAAGACCAGUCGCUACUCCAUCCCCGACCUGGCAGUGGACGUGGAACAGGUGAUGGGCCUGGAGAAGGCUAGCAAGAAGGCAAAGACCACUACGGUGGGUGGACGCAACAAGCUGAAGAAGAUCUUUGACAAGACACUCACCAGCAUCCUGCCUCCAAAACCAUACAAUGACGUUUGCGUGGGCCAAUCACAGGACGACAGCAUUGUGGGGAUGAAGCAGUCCAAACAGAUCCCUCCGGCCCUGCCCGUCAGUGGAAACCUGUCGUCGUCAAACCCAGACCUUCUGCAGUCCCACCAUCGCAUCCUCGACUUCAAUAACCAGCCUGUCCCAACCAUACUGAACAUGUCGGACCAAGUAUUACGAGUAUUCAAAGCAGACCAGCAGUCUCGAUACAUCAUGAUCGGGAAGGACACGACGGCUAAGGAGGUGGUGGCCCAGGCCAUCAGAGAGUUUGCCUUGACUGCAGCACCUGAGGCUUAUUCGCUGUGUGAGGUGUCCGUCACACCAGAGGGUGUCAUCAAACAGAGACGAUUACCAGACCAGCUUUCUAAACUAGCCGACAGGAUUCAGCUGAGCGGCAGAUACUACCUAAAAAGCAACAUGGAGACGGAAACAUUAUGCUCAGAUGAGGAUGCCCAGGACCUUCUUCGAGAAGGUCAAAUCUCUCUGUUACAGCUCAGCACAGUGGAGGUAGCCACUCAGCUUUCCAUGCGGGCUUUUGAACUUUUCUGUGCCAUCGAGCCCACCGAAUACAUCGACGACCUAUUCAAGCUGCGCUCUAAGAUGGGAUCGGCCAGCCUGAAGCGUUUUGAGGAGGCCAUUAACCACGAGACCUUCUGGGUGGCCACGGAGGUGACACGGGAGCCCAACCAACUCAAACGCAUGAAGACUGUCAAGCACUUCAUCAAAAUCGCUCUGCACUGCCGCGAGUGCAAGAACUUCAACUCCAUGUUCGCCAUUAUCAGUGGUCUGAACCUGGCUCCAGUCUCUAGACUGAGGGGAACUUGGGAGAAGCUACCUAGCAAGUAUGAAAAGCUGUUCGGGGACCUGCAGGACCUUUUUGACCCCUCAAGAAAUAUGGCCAAGUACAGGAAUGUCCUCAACAAUCAGAACCUGCAGCCACCAAUCAUACCCCUGUUCCCAGUCAUCAAGAAGGACCUCACCUUCCUACAUGAAGGCAAUGACUCUAAAGUGGACGGCCUAGUGAACUUUGAGAAGCUGAGAAUGAUUGCCAAAGAAAUUCGCCAUGUUGGUCGCAUGGCCUCUGUCAACAUGGACCCAGCCCUCAUGUUCCGUACCAGGAAGAAGAAAUGGAGAAGUUUAGGGUCUCUAAGCCAGGGUAGUGCCAAUGCGGCAGUGCUCGACGUCACCCAGACAGGCGGGCACAAGAAGCGGGUGCGUCGCAGCUCCUUCCUGAACGCCAAAAAGCUUUAUGAGGACGCCCAGAUGGCCAGGAAGGUCAAACAGUACCUGUCCAACCUCAACCUGGAAACAAAUGAGGAGAGUCUGCAGACACUCUCACUGCAGUGUGAACCCUCCAUUAGCACAUUGCCUAAGAAUGCGGGUGGGAAACGACCAGACACCUCCCCUGUCGUGCCCAGAGCUGCCAACCAACAGAGGGGCCAGCUGGCCAAAGGAAACCAGGCCCUUCAAGUCCCCACCGUGGCCCUUUACCCAUCCCGAAAGAAAGUGCCAGUCAAGGAUCUGCCACCUUUUGGCACCAGUUCCCCCCAGUCUCUGAAGAAGAUCCUGUCUCUGUCGGAGGAGGGGAGCGACAGGCACCGGAGGCAGCCAGAGGACACAGUGUCCAACACCUCCUCCCAGCUAUCCUCCCCUCCCACCUCCCCCCAGAGCUCACCCAAAAAGGGUUACAACAGGAUGGGAGACACCUACUCAGACUCCGGUCACAGUGAGAUCUCCUCUCGCUCCAGCCUCGUCAGUAACUCGUCCUUCGACAUGGCUCAGGAGGAGCGGCGACUCCGCCAUUCCGGAGUUGGGGAAUCACACACUGGGGGACCACGGCUGGAGCGAAGAGCCACCACCGACCCCGACCAGUACAGCCUGGGGUCUUACUCAUCGAUGCAGGACUGUCGGGGUAUUUACGCCGGCUGCCCUACAGUGCUAUCAUCACCCAGUUCAGAGGAGCUGACUCAGGAUCAGGGCGAUCGUGUUUCUCUGGAUGCUGCAGACAGCGGCCGUGGCUCCUGGACAUCGUGCUCCUCUGGUUCCCAUGACAACAUCCAGACUAUGCAGCAGGGACGCAGCUGGGAGACUCUGGCAUUUGGGGGCAGUGGAGGUGGCAUCGCAGGGCUCCCUCCAGAGGCCUUAUUAGGAGGACCUGCUGCACUGUGGGCAGCACAGGCCAGGGGGAGCUGGGCAUCUGCCAGCUCUUCCUCAUCCUCAGCUGCAUACUGGGGAGAGGACUCUGAGGGUGACACCGGCACCAUCAAGAGGAGAGGAGGGAAGGACGUCAGUACUGACCCGGAAACAAGUAGCAUCACAUCCACUGGGUCAGAAGAGGCCAAGCAGCUCAGCCGGCCAUCUCCAUCACCCAUCACUGCUGGGGGUAAAGGUCUCAUUUCACGGAAAGAGGGCCGUUACCGUGAGCCUCCCCCGACUCCCCCUGGCUACACAGCCCUGUCCAUCUCUGACCUCUCUGAAGGACAGCACCUAGCCUCAUCUGUUCCCACACCCACAGCGACACACUCUGGCCGCCGGCCACCAGACUAUACCACAGCUCUGCAGCGCUCGCGCAUGGUCACCCAGUCGCCCGACUCCCACCAUGCCCACCAGGGGGCCAAACAACGGGCAAGUGGCCUCCAUCGCACUCGCUCACCAGCUGAGGAGCAAGAACCUGAGGAGGAAGAGGAGGGUGAGUCCUUGUCUUCCAAACUAGUCGCUCUGAGGAAGCCAAAGCCAGUGGCACAGACACCAGAGAUUGCCAAACCAUGAGAGUGUGUGUACAGGGGUUAACAGGCAGGGCCCGUGUCCCCAAGACAGAGGAUGAACAGGUGUCCGCAGUGUGAGGGACAACGGUGGAUGUCUUUUUGCAGUAACUUGAAGUCCCCCUGGUUUGGGGUGGGCAGGUUUAAAACAGACUAUCAGACAGACUCAUCAUCAGUUGCAUAUGUGCCUGCCUCCUCCACUUGGCUCUCCCUCCCGAUUGGUGGAUUUCUCUGCUCGUCUCCCUCCCCUGCCUUAAAGCAUCAUGGGGGGUUUAAUUACCCUGCAUGCAAAAAAUACUGUGAAGAAGAAGAAGACAUGGAGAGACGGUCAAAGACGAUUACAAAAUGCCUGGCACUUUGGAAGAAAAACAACAAAAACCUAACAAACACCAGUUGUUCGGUCUGGCCUCACACACACACACAGAAAACCACAUAGAUGUUACUGUUAGAAAUAGGACCGGCUCAAAAAGACCGGUUCCCGCCUGGUGACAGAACUCCACAUCCACCUUUGUAACGCAACAGCAUCAUGAUGUGUUGAUCUUCAUCCGCACUUUCUCAUUUUCUACUUUCUAAAAAGCAGAACAAAUAAAAACAACAAGACAGAGACUGUUGUUUGGUGACAGAGAAACAACGGUUGACUUGACUCUUAAUUUUCAACUUCCCACUAGAUUUCUUUUUUUGUUUAGUUUCCUUUGACUGAUUGCACUCGGGGGGGCUGAAAAGAGAAACCAAGUCAGCCCGUCAUUUCUCUGCCUGGACUGAAACAACCCAUCUGUUGUUGGGAACUUCAACUUGAAAUCCAGUAUUAUCUCACACAUGUGUCACAUGUGAAAGCUUAUCAGAUGUUGGUUCAGAUCAAAGCUAGGAGAAGAGCUCAUUCGGGGGAACCAACAUGCACAUUGUACUGACAGACCUACAUGCACACACAGAGUACAUUUUAUGUAUCACUACAAACACAAUGGCAAAGUCAUCAUAUAUAGCACUUUCAGCACAAUCCAAGAUGUUACCAGACAUUUGGACUGGAUACCAGGGUUAUGAGUGAACCAUAUCUUACUGUCAUCCCACCUUGGAGUUUAUCUGGUUACAUCAUAGUCUUCAUCAUCCUGCGGCUCGCUGUUACAACAAGAGUAUGUUUCAUUAGUGGCCUAUCGGUGAAAUCAAAAAGCACAGAGGAAAGUGACCACGCACUGAAAACCGAGCGAAGGUGUAGGUCCAUACAGUGCAUCAGAGGUACAUCAGGUAACUAAACUAAGUCACAUGGUGCAGCAGCAGUAGAGACGCUUGAAGCCCAAAUUGAAAGCUGCUGUCAGGAAUGGACACAGGCAGGAAUUCUUAAAAUUCAUAAAGGAAGUACAAAUGGUGACCAUUAAGUGAGCACUCCCGUACAUUAGGAAAGGUUUAAACAUCAGCAGAAUUUAGAAGCUGCCAGUUGUACCUUGAACAGUCUACAUUUGCAAAUAUAUCUUGUACAGAGUCUUAUGAUCCACAUAUUUCACUUCAGAAUAAAAGUACCCACUAAUUAGGAUUUGGCUUUUUUCCCCAACCUGAACAUACGCCGCAUUGUGUGAAUGACCAAAGCGCCUUAAGAUUGCAGACAUUACUUUUAAGUGGUUGCUAACAUCAUGAAUCACCUUGUUUCAGGCACAGCCUUGAUUCAAGCAAUAGUGGAGUGAAAUGCCUUAUUGAAGAUACUUCCCAUUACUUUUAAUAGAUUAAGACUCAGUACAAGAUGAAGUCAAGCACUUUCUUUGUGUUGUUGCAAUGUGGCUUCACAUGGCAGCAUAAUGUUUUAGCUGUGGCCAUUACAGAUGUUUUUGUCUACACACCCAGUGACCCUGCACUUCUCCCUCUGCUGUUGUGCUACUAGAUUCAUCCUGAGAAACUCUUCUCACCUGUUACAGACAUUAGCUAAGUAGAUCCUAUACGGAUAUCGCUAACGCCUGCAUCCGGUUUUCCACCUUAUCUUGCCAUCAGUGGAACUGACUGAAGUUUUAUUUUCUUUGACUCCGGUGGAGAAGUAGACAUAUGAAGAAACAUGUUUUCAAGACCGCCAAUAAAAAGGAUUAGAAAUCCAGUUGUGAAAAGUAACUUUGUGUUUUCUGAGUCGCACUGAUCACAUUGAUCAGUCUUGGAAACUACAGACUGAGAAAAAGAUGAAUGAGUGCAGUGUUUUUCACUGUGUUCUGUGACUACACACUAAUAAUUUCCUGGGUAUCCUUUCUUUAUUGUAAUUUUUGUAAUGGCUGAAGAUACAGUACAUUGUUAAUAAUUUGUUACAGUGGUGACAUGCAUCAUUCACUUUCAAACUAAAGAUAAUGUGCAUAUUAACGGGCUGAGUCCUAUUUUGAAAAACAAAAAGUUGCACAAAAAUGUACAAGCGUAAAGAUAAGUGUAGUAGGUAGAACUGCUACUGCGUUUGAUGUGAUGUCAGUGAGAUGUACAUUUAGCUGGUGACAACCUUCUUUCCUUCAUUCUUUCUUGUACUACUUUGACCUGUAUGUCUUUUAAAAAGACAAUUGGUGGAGUAUGUAUCAGUUGUUUUUGUAUUUUUAAUACAAUAAUUGUAAAUAUCGGUUAUAUUUUUGUUCAAAUGUACUAUGUUUAUGCCUCAGCAUCCAGUUUAUAUGAAGCUGGGAAUCAAUAAAUACAGCAUAAAAACUAGGUUUAAAUGCACUUAUUCAUUUCCUCAGCAUUUUGAUGUCUUUCUUUUCCAGUUCGUUGUCCCUUCACAAGUUUACCCCAGAUACCGUCUAGUGUUUGCACAAAUCAUGGACAUAACUUGAAAAGUGUAACUCAUACUUUUCUAUCUGACCGCAGUGUGUCAGAAUUAAUAAAAAAAAGAGGUAUUGAAGUCUCACCUUGCUUUUAUUUACUUGGUUUGUAUUGUUGUGUUAUCCAGAGCUGAGAGAUGGUGCAAGUACCUCUUGGUUUUAUCAUCAUUUCUCUGCUGUGUCCUAAAUUAGGGUUUUGAUUUUAUAUUAAAGUCCUAUAUUCCCAAACCACUUUGUACCUCAUCCCCAUAUUAAGAA